Molecule: messenger RNA, 3301 nt
Organism: Xiphophorus couchianus (Monterrey platyfish)
Lineage: Eukaryota; Metazoa; Chordata; Actinopteri; Cyprinodontiformes; Poeciliidae
Gene: nacc1b
Product: nucleus accumbens associated 1, BEN and BTB (POZ) domain containing b
Exons: 8
Coding region: 1288-3060 (590 amino acids)
Biological process (GO): regulation of transcription by RNA polymerase II
Molecular function (GO): RNA polymerase II cis-regulatory region sequence-specific DNA binding; protein binding; DNA-binding transcription factor activity, RNA polymerase II-specific
Source: RefSeq, a predicted model, not a curated record
CUGUGCACUCAAAAUUUUUACUGGCCUGGUUUGCCCACCCAUACAAAAAUGUUCAGAACCCACACGUUCAUGGAGAGAAAUCCACGAACGACCACAGACUGGGAUUCAAAACCAAGACCUUCUACUUUGAGUGAAAUGACUACAAUGCUACCAACUGCACCAUGCAGCUCAAUCCCAAGAUUCAAUCUAAGUUUAUUUUUUUUUGUAUCAUUAUAAGUGGCUCCCGUGUAGCCCCCCCCAGUCCCCCUUACAAAAUCUCUAGCGGCGCCCCUGCUCUCCUUUCUUUCGUCGGUGAGUGGCUUCACGAGUUCCCGGCUCAUCUUUCUCCCGCAUUCCUGAACUUCCUCAAAAGCAACCUUGUCUCUUUGCGUCGUCAAGCUGCAAGUGCAAACCGCUGCCAGUCGCCUAAAAUCGCAAAGUGCAGUGAAUAAACCGGCUCGGUUGAGUUUUUCUCGUCUUCCAGCCAUUCCCGUAAACAUUUCUCUCCCCUCCUCUCUCUCUGCCCUGUUCUCCUCUCGCCAUGCCGCGGAUCCGUCCCUCGGUCUCGCCCACAGUUGCAGCGCAUUUGUGUCCCGGGAUGACCUGUUGAUGUCGGUUAAAGAUGGAGUGCCAAGAUCACCCGCUAUAAACUCCUCCCCGGUUAAAAAAAAAGAAGAAGAAGAAGAAGAAGAAGAAAGAAAAAAUAGUCUGGAAAUUGGAGUUCUGCCCAGUAUCGCUUCUGUGGUUGGCCGAGAUUGCUUAUUAUAAAUAAUUUAAUUGAAGCAAGACAUCAUAAGCGACAUCUUGGACGGGACUAGCUCGUCUCCGAACCGGAUCGGUAGCUGCUCCGCUGUACCGCCGGCAGGAGAAGGACAUCGCUCGGUGCUGCUGGGGAGACCACCGGCCCCCUCGACGGUUUCGAGGAAUUUUUUUUAAUGUCCCCACCUUUUCCCCAGACGACAAAAAGAGAGAAAUAUUUGGCUGCAUUCUUUAAGUGAAGUUGGAGCUGACAUUUAAAAUAAAAGGGAGGGGAGAGAAAAAAAAAGAAGCUAUAUUUUGAAUCCUUUCUCCGCCGCUGCUGCUGCCCCCUCCCGCUGAACACGGCCGGGUCUCUCACACCGGCCCGGGCCAACCGAGCUCUCCUAAAUCCUACCGGGCAUCGAGGCUGGCACACAGCGGGGGCACCGACAGCUUUCUGGCCGCCCCGACUUGCCCUGCUUCCCCGCUGGUAGCAGGACUCAGCCUCCGAGGUGUCCGCCGGCGGGACUCUGCUAGACUUUCACACCCUGUGGUCCUGGGCAGAGCGUUAUGGCUCAGACGCUGCAGAUGGCGAUCCCCAACUUUGGCAACAAUGUCCUGGAGUGUCUGAACGAACAGCGGCUGCAGGGCCUCUAUUGUGACGUCUCCGUGGUCGUCAAGGGGCAUGCCUUUAAGGCUCAUCGUGCAGUUCUGGCAGCCAGCAGCUCCUACUUCCGGGAUCUGUUCAAUGCCGGCGGGAAGAGCUCUGUGGUGGAGCUGCCGCCGGCUGUGCAGCCGCAGAGCUUCCAGCAGAUUCUGGCCUUCUGCUACACGGGGCGCCUCAGCAUGAACAUCGGAGACCAGUUUCUGCUGAUGUACACCGCCGGCUUCCUCCAGAUCCAACAGAUAAUGGAGAAAGGCACAGAGUUUUUCCUCAAGGUCUCUUCCCCAAGCUGUGACUCCCAGGGUCUCCAUGCCGAGGAGACUCCGUCCUCCGAGCCCCAGAGUCCAGUCACCCAGACAGUCGGAGGGGUGGGUGUGGGUGUGGCUGCAGUGCCUGUAGGAAGGCCUGCUUCCUGUCUGACGCCUCUUCCCUUGGUAUCCAAGGUGAAGUCGGAACAAACGGCCACUACGCCUCAGCAAGUCCCUCAGCACCAGCAGGAGGGCUCACCCUACUCUGUGGUCUGCACCCCCGUGGCCAAGCGGCUGUGGGAGGGGGCCAACCGGGAUGGCGGCGGGGGGUCUGGAGGAGGCGGGGGAGGUGGAAUGAGGAAGGCUGCACGCUACUCGUCCUCCUCCUCUUCUUCCUCGUCUUGUAACGCAGCGACGCAGGAUACGUCUGGGCGAGGCCCGGCGACCGGUGUUGCGAUGGGAGCCGGCGUUGGCGGUGCCACUUUAGUGGGAGGAGCUGGACUCAACACUAACCACAGCAGUAACAACAACAACGUCGGCACCCCUGAAGGCACCAGCCCGGGCACGCUCAGCAUGUACACCAGUGACUCACCAAUCAGCUACCACGACGAUGAGGAGGAGGACGAGAUUGCGGACGAGAGCGCCGAAGAGCAGUACAGACAAAUCUGCAACAUGUACACCAUGUACAGCAUGCUGAACGCCGGAGCAGCAGUGGUUGGAGAAAGGGUGGACGCUUUGCCAGACUUGGCCCCCGAUUCGGGAGGCGGGCGUGGAGGCAAAGGGGGGCGGUCCCGGCAGGACCUGGCGUCGCUGCCCGCCGAGCUCAUCAGCCAGAUCGGCAACCGCUGCCACCCGAAGCUCUACGAGGAAGGCGACCCGGCGGAGAAGCUGGAGCUGGUCAGCGGCACCUCCGUCUUCAUUUCGCGUGCCCAGCUCAUGAACUGUCACGUCAGCGCCGGCACCCGCCACAAAGUGCUACUCAGGCGGCUGCUGGCGGCGUUCUUUGACAGGAGCACACUAGCUAACAGCUGUGGAACCGGCAUCCGCUCAUCGACCAAUGACCCCAGCCGGAAGCCGUUGGACAACAGAGUGCUGCAUGCCGUCAAAUUCUACUGCCAGAACUUUGCGCCGAGCUUCAAGGAGAGCGAGAUGAACGCCAUCGCGGCCGACAUGUGCACCAACGCCAGGCGCGUCGUACGGAAGAGCUGGAUCCCCAAGCUCAAACUGCUGAUGGCCGACAGCGACGCAUACUCGGCCUUCCUGGCCGACAGCGUGAAGAUGGAGGCCGACGUGCUUGGGGUAGAGCAGGGCUUCGACCCUACCUCUCUGGAAGCCGUGGCGGCGGCCGGCAAUAACAGCGAAGCGUCUAGCGGGACCAUGUCGGCUGACGCCAUGCCAGGGGCCGGCGGAGACGGCAGCACUUUGUUUUGAGCAAACGAUUACAUGGAGGCAGAUCGGACGGACUCAUUCGUCUGCGGUAAAGAGUCGAGAACAUUGGACCGCCGCGGUCUCCAUGACGGUUGUCACACAACAACCCCCCACCCCCUCUUCCCAGCUGCCAGCUGGUUGGGAAUCUGUUCCUUCUCUCACAAGCUGCGUUUCCAUUGACCAUAUAAUUGCGCAAAUUGGAAUUACAAAAAUUAAUGAGCUAAAUGGAAACACGCCAAUUUUG